AUGCAAGUGAAGCGCGGCGGCUGGGUGGAGGAGUUCCGCUCCAAGCUGUGCCUGGUGGACCUGGCGGGCAGCGAGCGCGCCCACGACACAGGCCUCACCGGUGUUGGGCUCGAGGAGGGCAUCGCCAUCAACCAGUCGCUGUCGUCCCUGGGGCAGUGCCUGGUGCAGCUCUGCAAGGGCGAGCGAGUCAACCAUAGCGACAAGCUCACCAAGCUCUUGGCUGAAAGCUUGGGCGGCAACGCUGUGACGGUGAUGAUUGCUGCGCUUUCUCCUGCGGACAUCAACUACAACGACACGCUAUCCACGCUGCGCUUCGCAGACAACGCCAAGAAGAUGCCGGUGAAGGUGAAGAAGCAGCUAGACCCCACGGCAGAGCUCAUCCGCCAGCUGCAGGAGGAGAACGCCAAGCUCCAGGCCCAGCUGACCUCCAUGGGCAGUGAGGAGAUCGAGAAAGAGCGGCGGGACUGGGAGGAGAAGUUGGCAGCUGCGGACCAGAAGGUGUCAGACUCGCAGAAGGCGUUGGAAGAGAUGAAGGCCAACGCGGAGUCCAACGUGCGUGUCCACCUCUCGCGAGCCAAGACUGGCGUCGUGGAUGAGGGCCUUACGGUUGAGGAGUUGGAGGCGAAGGUGCAGGAGCUAGAGGCCCUGAAGAGCAGUAGUGACGGCCAGCUGGAGGAGCUGAAUCAGGAGAUUAGCAGGCUGCAGGCAAAGAUCCAGGACAUGGGAGGACCAGAGGCAGCCGAGAAAGAGCAGGACGAGCUGGUUGACCUCCUCCGCUCAAAGACCACCAACGAGGCUCACAACAGCUCCAUCCAAGAGCAGCAGAAGGAUACCUUGGCGAUGCUCAUGGAGGCUCGCCUCGGGGAGAUCGAGCGCUUGCAGGAUGCCCGGGAUGCGGUACGCUUGGAAGUCUUGAAGGUGAAGAAGGACGGUGGCACGGACACCUCUGCACAGGAUGAGUGCGUGGAGAAGCUUGAAGAGCAGCUCAAGUUGGCCAGGCAGGAUUGCGAGAGCAUGACCGAGAAGGCAGCAGAGGUAGGCAUGGGCAAGAUCUUCCGCGCCGCCAUCCUGGCGCUUCAUCGACAGGAUGAGGACUCGAAGGUACAGUACCUCCAGGAUCAGCUGUCCAUUCUGCAAGCCUCCGCCGACCAGGACCACGCCCAGGUCUCACGCCUUGAGGAAGAAAGCGCCACCGCUUUGGCCGAGGCGCUGAAGGCAGCGGAGGAGGCCAGGGCGGCGUCGGAGGAAGCGCUGCAGGAGAAGAUGGAGCACGUGCAGGCCAUCGCCGCGGAGCGGGACGAGGCGCGCACGGAGGCCACACGCCUCAAGGAGGAGAUGGGCAGCUCCAAGGAAGAUCUCAUGGAGAAGCAGGAGGCGAUCGCUGCCAUCAUUCGAAGUGAGAUGCAGUCCUGGGAAGACAAACUGAAGAAAGCAGAUGAAUCCGAGCAGGUCCUGAAGAAGUCCUUUGAGGACAUGGGCGUGAGCAUGCAGGACAUGAUGGCACUGCUUACGAAAGGGGCGGGCUUCGGGAAGGAUGACACUAUCUGCCACUUUGUCAACCUUUGUGAGGAUGCACAUGACGACGGCCUGAUAUACUUGAUCCCCCCUGGCACCACCAAAAUCAAGAAGUUCGAAGACAACGACGAGGAGGUAUGCAUCAAGCUGGACGGCGACAGCAUCCGAGCAGUACAUGCCAUCCUGGAAUCCCUGGAUUCCACAGGUGUGAUGAUCAAGUCGGCCUGCGCGGAGGCGGUGACUUGGGUCAACGGGGAGCAGCUGGUCCACGGCAAGGAUGCGGUCAAGCUGGAGCACGGCGCGCGGGUCAUCCUGGGCCAUGACUUCGUGUUCAGGUUUGUGGACCCCAAGGGCAAGAAGAAGAAGGCUCACCCCAUGGCCGCCACCGGGGGCUUCGAUGAGAAGGGCCAGCCGGUGGUGAUCGACUGGCAGUACGCCAUGGCCGAGCUCUCCAGGAAGAACGGGGUGGAUGCGGACGAGGAGAUCCGCAAGGCCAGAGAGAAGCUGAACGAUGAGAUGGCGCAGAAGGAGGCCAAGUUGGCAGAAGAGCAGAAGCUGCUGGAGGAGAAGAUGCAACAAGAGCGGCAAGGGUUUGAGAAGCAGAUCGAGGAAUUGAAGAAGAAGGGUCAUAAAGCCAAGAAGGUUGAGGAGGAGCAGGUUCAGACUCAGGGCGCUCUGAAGAAGUUUAAGUCCAAGCUGGACAUGCAGAGGUCUCGGGCGCAGUGGGUACGAGCAGCCUUCACGGCUGGCAAGGACUCGCGAUUCGAGCUGGACAUCCGCAUCUCUCGGCAGCAGAUGGCGGACAUCCAGCCCAGAUUGGUGGAGGCCAACCGCAUCGGCACACCCAUGGGAUUCCAGUACAGCUUCCAUUUCAUCGAUGCUGUGGACCCAAGGGCCCGGAGGGUGGCCGCCGGCGCGGGCUUCGACGACGCGGGGGAAGAGGUGGUGGCACCCAAGCGGCUGCUUCUGCAGAUCAAGGUGAACAAUCAGAAGACGGAGAAGCAGCAGCUGUGGUCGCUUCCGAAGUUCCAAGAUCGCUUCGUGAAGAUGCUCGGCUUUGCGAAUCGGGCAGCCGGGCAGGGCGCGACUGAACAGGAGCUGGCCUACUUCUGGGAUGAGAUGGAGCACCAGCUGGUUGGCACAGCAGCCAUCGGGGUUACGCCAUUGAUGAAACUGGACUUGGUCAAGGAGUAUGUGACGCUGAGGGACUUCGACGGCAACGUUUCAGGAGCGUUGGAGGUGAGCAUGAAGAUGAUCUUGAGCCAGAAGCCCUCCCUCUCGCGGAUUGGUACCGAGGUUGGCACAGCGGCGCUGAAGAACUGCGAAGUCACCGGGAGCGUCACUUUCGGCCGCCUUGCGUACGAGGGCGCUGAGAGUCGCAACUGGGGCAGCUUCUUCGUGCGCUUCUCCUGGUUCGACACCGAGGGGCGCAUGGAGCAUCACUCCCCCGCGGCAGAGGCCACGGAUUUGCAGCAUACCUUCGAAUUCAAGCAGGUGUGCAAUGGCGAGUUCAUCAAGUUCUUAGAGAGUGGCGUCAUGGCCAUUCAGAUCCGCGCCUACGAGCGGGGCGCGGCCGCCGGGGAGCUGGACAUUGUGAAGCAGAAGCUGCGCCUAGCAGAGGACCAGCUUGCCAUCCUCAAGAAGCAGCAAGAAGAGGCACGCACUGCGGAUGACUCCAUCAACCAGCUGGACGGCUCCUUUAAGGGCAGCUCCAUGCGCGUGGCAAAGCCCAAGACGGAGCCCGGCUGCUUCGCGGCCAUUUGCGGGGGUACCACACCCAAGGAGCGCGAGGUGGAUGUGAUCCUCAUCGGGGCGGGGAUCAUGAGCGCCACCGUGGGGCUGAUGCUCAAGGACCUGGAGCCGGACUGGAAGAUGAUGAUGUUCGAGCGCCUGGGAAAGCCGGGCGAGGAGAGCUCAAAUGGAUUCAACAACGCAGGCACUGGCCAUUCUGGCUACAUGGAGCCCAACUAUACCAAGGAGGUGAAGAACCAAGACGGCAGCCUGAAGACGGUGACCACGGACAAGGUGGAGCACGUGUGUGAGCAGUUCCUUUCAAGUCGCCAGUACUGGGAGUACCUCACCAAGAAGGGCUACCUGCCCGCCCCUGAGAGCUGGAUCCACCACACGGACCACAUCGCCCUGGGCGUGGGCAAGGACCAGGUGGAGUUCAUCAAGAAGCGCUACGAGGCCAUGAAGAGCAACCCGCUCUUCAGCACCAUGGAGAUUUGCCUGCCAGAGGAGAAAGAGAAGGCGAAGCAGUGGGCUCCUUUGAUCGUUGCCGGCCGUGAUCCCAGUGAGCCAAUUUGUAUGACAAAGGUGCCCCAUGGAACAGAUGUGGACUAUGGCGCCCUGACCAAGUCCAAGAUCACGGCAUUUCAGCACCUGGGCGGCGAUUUGCGACUUCACACCGAAGUCACCGAUUUGAAGAAGAAGGACGGCAAGUGGGUGGUGACCACCAAAGUCAAUGGCGCUGGCUCCGGAUGGGCCUACAAUAAGGCGAAGUUUGUGUUUGUGGGUGCGGGCGGCUGGGCGCUUCUCAUGCUGCAAAAGGCAGGCAUCCCGGAGGUGAGGGGCUACAUGGCCCUCCCGGUGACUGGCGACUGGGCGAUCUGCCAGAACCCGGAGGUGGUGACCAAGCACAAGGUCAAGGUCUAUGCGCCGGGUGCCCCCGGAGCGCCGCCCAUGUCCAUGCCGCACUUGGACUACCGCACCAUCGGCGGAAAGGAGGUUCUGCUGUUCGGACCUUUCGGGUCCAUGACCAUGAAGUUCCUGCGCUACGGCUCCAUCACCGACGCCUUCAAGGCUUUGAAGCCCCACAACCUUCUGCCCACUAUCGGGGCGCUCUCCAAGAACAUGAGCCUGGCCGUCAUGCUCAUGAAGGACGUUUUCAAGAGCUCUAUGGGCAAGCUCUACGACAUUAAGCAUUAUUACCCAGAGGCUGAUCCUGACGACUGGGUCUUCAUCCCAGCAGGAGUGCGGGCCCAGAUUAUCAAGAAGGAUCCCAAGACUGGCAAGGGCAUGCUGCAGUUCGGCACGGAGGUGGUCACCGGGGAGUCGGGCACCAUCUGCGGCUUGCUGGGUGCCAGCCCCGGCGCCUCCACCUGCGUCUCCAUCGCCCUGGACGUGAUCGAGAAGUGCUUCGGCAACAAGCCGGAGUACCCGAAGUGGAGCACGAAGCUUAAGGAGAUGAUCCCCAGCUGGUCCGCGGACGUUGCCGCUGGGGAUAUGAAGAAGGUGACCCCCGAGGUCGUCGACAGGAUUUACAAGUCCACCGGCUCCACUCUCAAGAUCGCCAAGUAG
Messenger RNA from Effrenium voratum, 4815 nucleotides. The record is from the annotation of a GenBank genome assembly. Lineage: Eukaryota; Dinophyceae; Suessiales; Symbiodiniaceae.